This is a messenger RNA of Symbiodinium necroappetens, 597 nucleotides long. The record is from the annotation of a GenBank genome assembly. NCBI's taxonomy places the organism in Eukaryota, Dinophyceae, Suessiales, Symbiodiniaceae.
AUGGGAGUCGCUCAUGGGUGCGUCUGCAAGAAAGAAGAAAGAGUUGAAGCUGAUGUUGAUGACGACGACUUGGUCUCCAUCGCUUCCACACCCACUCUCGUAAGCUCUGAAAUUCUAGAGUUUCUCCACAAGGUUCCGCUAUUCAAAAGGUUACAAGAAGAUUUAUUGCCCACCUUAGCACCAACAUGUGCAAGCAAAACCUUCCUACCAGGUGAUGUGGUCAUCGAGCAAGGUGACGAGGGCCAUGAGCUCUUCGUCAUCAGGUCCGGCAUCUGCUCCGUGCAGGUGAACGGCCACGAAGUGGCACAGCUCAAGGAUGGCGACUACUUCGGUGAGAAUGCCUUGCUUAGGGCCGAGCCACGGAAUGCCACCAUAGCAGCGAAGCUCGGAUGCAUUAGGGUGAAGCACAACCGCCAAAAGUCUAAGAAACAAAGCCCAACAGCCCUCGUCAGGAUAGAACGCUGUAGAGGCCUGAAUAUCUUGCAGUGUAGUGCACGUGUGCACUCAGGACUAGGGAGUGUAGUGUUCGUGAGUUGUCGUUCGAGCAGUUGCGAGAAGUUGUGCAGUGAUCGCAUGAGCUCUCUUUCGACAGCUUGA